AUGGCGUCUGCUUCCAUGUCGUCGAUGCUGCCGCCGUCGUUACGGGCGGCCCAGCAAUGCGCCCACAGGCCCUACCAGAUCAGACAAUACAGCCAGCUGCUAUCACGAACAGCAGAGACGGCGAGACACUCGCUGCGGCCUCUAAGCAGACAGGCUCGUCCGGACAGAUCCAAUGCCUUUUCUACAUCCACGGUGCGGCCGGCCAAGACCAUCGAACAACUCAAGGCGCGCUCUUCUACGGGACCGUUCUCAUGGAAGUCGGCGGUUCUCUUCGUGCUCACCGGAGCUGGCAUGAUUGUCUAUUUCCAGUAUGAAAAGGCACGGCUGGAGCGAGAACGGAUCGUGGAGAUGAGCAAAGGCGUUGGGAAGCCUCGAGUAGGCGGGCCGUUUGUGCUCAAGGAUCUCAAUGGAGAGACCUUCACGGAGGAGAAUCUCAAGGGUAAAUACAGCUUUGUAAGGAAGACUACUAUCUACACUCACGCUCGGAAACAAACACAAGUCUAUUUUGGUUUCACACACUGCCCUGACAUAUGCCCGGACGAGCUUGACAAGAUGGCCGAGAUCAUCGACGAGGUACGGGCUAGGUCGAACGGGCAGGAGGUGAUGCGCCCGGUCUUUAUCACCUGUGACCCGGCCCGAGACAGCCCAGAGGUGCUAAGAGGGUACCUGAACGAGUUCCACAAGGACAUCAUCGGCCUGACGGGCACGUACGAGCAAGUCAAGGAUGUCUGUCGCCAGUAUCGGGUCUACUUUAGCACUCCGCAGAACAUCAAGCCCGGCGAGGACUACCUGGUUGACCACAGCAUAUAUUUCUACCUAAUGGAUCCUGAAGGCGAUUUUGUCGAGUGUAUCGGACGGCAGGACACACCCCAGACGGCAUCAAAGGUCAUCCUGGACCAUAUUGGAGACUGGAAGAGGGCUGGCAAGCCCCUGGAUGUGACUCCCAGUAGGAAGUAG
This is a messenger RNA of Trichophyton benhamiae CBS 112371, 957 nucleotides long. RefSeq lists its product as uncharacterized. Gene Ontology annotation, cellular component: mitochondrial inner membrane. The coding region runs from base 1 to 957 and encodes 318 amino acids. Lineage: Eukaryota; Fungi; Ascomycota; Eurotiomycetes; Onygenales; Arthrodermataceae. The transcript has 3 exons. Gene Ontology annotation, biological process: intracellular copper ion homeostasis; mitochondrial respiratory chain complex IV assembly. The record is from RefSeq and is a predicted model, not a curated record. Gene Ontology annotation, molecular function: copper chaperone activity; copper ion binding.